AAGGAAGGGGAGGCUGGGGGCCUGGGACAACAAGGCCAGGAGGGGUAUAAAAGCCUGAGAGCCCCAAGCACCUCACACACUCACACAGUCACUCAUCCACCCUCCCACCCACUCACUCACACACUCACACACUCACUCACUCACUCACUCACUCACAUCUCCCCCACUCACCUCCUCCACACCCCAGCAUGGCCGCAUCCACCAUGUCCGUCUGCUCCAGCGCUUGCUCCGACUCCUGGCAGGUGGACAACUGCCCAGAGAGCUGCUGCCAGCCCCCCUGCUGCACCCCCAGCUGCUGCGCCCCAGCCCCCUGCCUGACCCUGGUCUGCACCCCAGUGAGCUGUGUGUCCAGCCCCUGCUGCCAGGCGGCCUGUGAGCCCAGCCCCUGCCAAUCAGGCAGCACCAGCUCCUGCACGCCCUCAUGCUGCCAGCAGUCUAGCUGCCAGGCAGCUUGCUGCACCUCCUCCCCCUGCCAGCAGGCCUGCUGCGUGCCCGUCUGCUGCAAGCCUCUCUGCAGCAAGCCUGUCUGCUGUGUGCCCGUCUGCUCUAAGCCUGUCUGCUGUAAGCCUGUCUGCUGCAAGCCUGUGUGCUGUGUGCCCACCUGCUCUGAGGGCUCCUCUUCAUGCUGCCAGCAGUCUGGCUGCCAGCCGGCUUGCUGCACCUCCUCCCCCUGUCAGCAAGCCUGCUGUGUGCCCGUCUGCUGUAAGCCUGUGAGCUGUGUGCCCACCUGCUCUGAGGAUUCUUCUUCAUGCUGCCAGCAGUCUAGCUGCCAGUCAGCUUGCUGUGCCUCUUCCUCUUGCCAGCAGUCUUGCUGUGUGCCCGUCUGCUGCAAGCCUGUCUGCUGUGUGCCUACCUGCUCUGAGUCUUCCUCUUCAUGCUGCCAGCAGUCUAGCUGCCAGCCAGCUUGCUGCACCUCCUCUCCGUGCCAGCAGUCCUGCUGUGUGCCCGUCUGCUGCAAGCCCGUCUGCUGUGUGCCUGUCUGCUCUGGGGCUUCCUCUUCAUGUUGCCAGCAGUCUAGCUGCCAGCCGGCUUGCUGUACCACCUCCUGCUGCAGACCCUCCUCCUCCGUGUCCCUCCUCUGCUGCCCCGUGUGCAGGCCUGCCUGCUGCGUGCCCGUCCCCUCCUGCUGUGCCCCCACUUCCUGCCAGCCCAGCUGCUGCCAUCCGGCCUCCUGCGUGUCCCUCCUCUGCCGCCCCACAUGCUCCUGCCCAGCCUGCUGAGGACUUGGCUCAGGCCAGGAGUCCAGCUGCUGAUGGGCAGGUCCCCCAGGGCCAGCCAUGCUCAGGUCCUGACCUGGGUUAGGUGGCUGUCCCCACCUAGGGAUGGGUCCUCGUGUCUCCCCUGUGCUGAGGUGACCACCCUCCUUGCUCCCAGGAGCCCCAUCCUCACUGCUCCCCAGCUGCUGCCUCCCAGCAUGUGCCCACCUGCCUGCUGGGCCCCGUCCUCCCUCCCAGCUUCUCUGCCCCAGGUCAUUUGGCCUCGACUUGAGCCUGUCAGCACCUCCUCCUGCUCCCAAUAAACUCUCCUUGGUCACCUGA
Cebus imitator (Panamanian white-faced capuchin) is the source of this 1538-nucleotide messenger RNA. RefSeq names its product keratin-associated protein 10-4-like. Bases 189 to 1220 code for a protein of 343 amino acids. NCBI's taxonomy places the organism in Eukaryota, Metazoa, Chordata, Mammalia, Primates, Cebidae. Gene Ontology annotation, cellular component: keratin filament. The record is from RefSeq and is a predicted model, not a curated record. The transcript has a single exon.